AUGGUGCCACUGGAAGAUUUGCUCAAUAAGGAAAGCGUCGCUAUCACGCCUCAGACAGACCACGAUCCUGUGGUAAAUGGCAAGACCGGCAUUUCCAGUGUGAUGAAGAAGGAUGGGCUGCCUAGUCCCAACUUAUCGAAAAGGGCCUCCGACUGCUCGAAGAAGCCCAUCAUCACGUGCACAACGGACGCUAUUGGUUUGAAACGACAAGAAGAUGAACGUAUGUCAUCUGGCAGCGCUUCUUCAACGUCCCCGGCAUUUCAUGGCUCUUCGCAUUUGAAUACUCCCCCAUAUGAACCCUUGGGCCCAUCAGUUGUGUCUCCUUCGUCUCCUUCGUCAGGCUCUUCCUCCUCUCCCUCACCAUUUGCGCGGGGCCACAACCCGGUGGACGAUGACGAAGAUGAUUUGGACGGCGAUGAUGAAUCUGAAGACGUAAUACUCUUCUGUAAGUGGGAGCACUGUAAUGUGACGUUCAACCAGCCGGAGUUGUUGUACAAUCAUCUGUGCCAUGACCAUGUCGGCAGGAAGUCGCAUAAGAACUUACAGUUGGACUGCCAUUGGGGAGACUGUACGACCAAGACGGAGAAAAGAGAUCAUAUUACCUCUCAUUUGAGAGUUCAUGUACCAUUGAAGCCGUUCGGCUGCUCCACUUGCUCCAAAAAGUUCAAGCGUCCACAGGACUUGAAAAAGCACUUGAAGAUUCACUUGGAGUCCGGAGGAAUUUUGAAGCGGAAAAGAGGCCCUAAAGUGGGUUCAAAGAGAACCAGCAAGAGAAACAAGAGUGGCUCGAAGGAUGCAUUGUCGUCCCGUACCACAUCUCUUCCUCCUGCCGCUGCCGCCGGUUACAAGUCUCACUCCACUUCUCCACAAAUACUACCACCCCCAUUACCUCUAGAAAUGGCGCACCAUUUACCUUCGCAACAGCAGCAGCCAAUUUCUUUAAACCAAUUGUGUACGGACGAACUGUCUCAGUAUAAGCCUGUUUACUCUCCACAAUUGAGUUCCAGACUACAGACAAUCUUGCCACCACUGUACUACAAUAACGGCAAAACGGCAGUUCAGAACGCCAACAGCCAAGGAUUGCACGUUUACGAAGACGGCUGCUCCAAUAAUGCGGUAGCCAGCGCUACCCAGUUCUUCACUAAACUAUCAAGAAACAUGACUAACAACUAUAUAUUGCAGCAAAGCGGCGGCAGUUCUGCCUCCACGUCAUCCUCUGGACACAUCCCAAUGGCACAAACGAGUUAUGUCCAGCCACCCAACGCUAUGCCUUACCAGCCUAUGCAAGUCACUACAACGAACACAACAACUUAUGUGCCAAUUCAGUUGACCAAAUACCCGGCAGGUAACUCAGUUACCGAACAUUUGCCACCUUUGCACUCGAAUACUACAGGUAGUAUUAUGAAUCACCAUCACCAGCCCCAUCACGCUAUGGCUACGACGCCACACUAUCAACCUGCCCGUGCUAUGCCCAAUUACUCUGCUACAAGCUGUUCCAUCUUACCGCCACUACAAUCAAAGAUACCAAUGUUGCCAUCUCGUCCUACGAUGGUGAGCGGAAACCCAUUGAAACCAAACUGGGAAUUCAGCCUGAAUCAAAAGAGCUGUACGAACGAUAUCAUCAUGAGUAAACUGGCCAACGAAGAGCAGGAAGACGAAAGCAAUGUGGAGGACGAUUUCAUGGAGACGUUGGGUAUAGUAAAUAUCAUUAAGGACUACUUGCUGUGCUGUGUCAUGGACGAUUACGAAAGCGAAGAAGGCGACUACGAAGAUGAAGACGAUGGUUUAUUGCAAGCUUCGCUAGAAAAACUGAGUUUGCAGAACCCAAUGGGAACAGACUCAACUCGCAUUUUGGCCAAGUAUCCAACAAUUCUGGUAUGA
This is a messenger RNA of Saccharomyces eubayanus, 1881 nucleotides long. It is a transcript of the gene RIM101, whose product is annotated as alkaline-responsive transcriptional regulator RIM101. The coding region runs from base 1 to 1881 and encodes 626 amino acids. Gene Ontology annotation, cellular component: nucleus. Lineage: Eukaryota; Fungi; Ascomycota; Saccharomycetes; Saccharomycetales; Saccharomycetaceae. The transcript has a single exon. The record is from RefSeq and is a predicted model, not a curated record. Gene Ontology annotation, biological process: positive regulation of transcription by RNA polymerase II.